Molecule: messenger RNA, 1620 nt
Organism: Macadamia integrifolia
Lineage: Eukaryota; Viridiplantae; Streptophyta; Magnoliopsida; Proteales; Proteaceae
Product: UPF0481 protein At3g47200-like
Exons: 2
Coding region: 168-1457 (429 amino acids)
Source: RefSeq, a predicted model, not a curated record
AAUGCAAGCAAACACAUAACUCCUAUACUUAUAUAUAGAGAGAAAGAGGCAAUCCAAACAAAACCCAUCUCACCAAAGGAGCUCGGUCACAAGAACCGGCAAUCGGCGGCCACAAAGUGCACUAAUUUGUGUUUCUUCUGGUUAUUGAAAUUUUAAGGAAACCCACAAUGGCUGCCACAAAUUCAGUGGCGGAAGCAAUAAGGAAGGAUCUAAAACAAGUCCCUACAUUGCCAUCCAAUUGUACUAUAUACCGAGUUCCUGAGAUGCUACGUAAAGUAAAGCCAGAAGCUUACACACCUCGCUUGGUCUCAAUUGGCCCUUUCCAUUCUCAAAAGGAACACUUAAAGCCCAUGGAAGCCCACAAACUACAGUACCUCAAUGAAUUUCUAGGGCGAACUUCUCAAGUAACCUUAGUUGAUUAUGUCAAUGCCAUGACAGAAUUGGAAGAAAGAGUUCGCAAAUGUUAUUCAGAAAUCAUCAACCUUAAGAAAGAUGAUUUGAUCAAGAUGCUUGUAAUUGAUGGUUGCUUCAUAGUUGAACUUUUCCUUAGGAGGGAUAAAUGGGAACAAUACCGCGAUGAUCCCAUAUUGAGUAAGACAUGGAUGUCUCGAACCAUAAUGCGAGAUCUCAUCUUACUCGAAAACCAGCUUCCUCUCUUUGUUCUUCAGAAAUUAAAGAUACUUGUCAAUCGUGGUAAUGCCGAAGUUCGUGCUAACACCCUCAUUGAGCUUGCCGAGCUAUUCUUUCGUGGAAUCCUGCUACAUCAACGGCCGGCUAAGCAUCAUCAGAAUGUAUCAGAUUUGGAAAAAUUGGCAAAGAAUGAAGAAUCUGAAGAUGACCCUCUAGGAAAAAAGCAUUUUCUUGAUCUUUUAAGACAUGCCCAUCUCCCAUCAACUCCAAUGAUUUCAGAAAAUCAUGGAAAAUUUAGACGUAUCCAUAGUGCAACAGAGCUUCAUGAAGCAGCCCAUGUCAAGUUUAGUUUGGGCUCACAAACUUGUUUGUUUGACAUAACAUUCAGCUUUGAAACUUUGAAAAUCCCUCCUAUAAGAAUUGGAGAUUGGACUGAGUCUCUCCUUAGAAAUCUCAUUGCCUUUGAACAAUGUCAUAGUGAUUGUACUAAAUAUAUGACAGCUUAUGCAACCCUCAUGGAUGGUCUCAUUGUCUCUCCCAAGGAUGUUGAGUUGCUUGAGAAGAAUGGAAUUAUUGACAACUUCAUUGGUCGACCUGAGAAGGUAGCUGAAUUAUUUAACAAACUUCUUGAAGAGGUUACUAUACCUUUGAAUGAUUUUUACUUCUCUGGGGUUUGUGAAGAAGUGGAGAAAUAUUAUGAGAUGAUUAAUGCAAGUUCAAUGAUGGGUUAUCGUUUCAAUAACAGUUCAGGGGGAUUCAUUCAAUCCUUGUUGCAGAAGCUUUUCUCCUAUACUCGUAAGAACAACUCGCCAGCUUCUGAGGAAUGAGUGUUGUGUUAAAUAUUUCCUUUCUAAUUAUGAUUUGUGAAUGAUAUUUCUUUUCAUUUAAUGUGAAGGGGAUCCUUCCAAAGGUUUGGAUUGUUGGAUAUAUUUUAUAUAUGUGUUUGUAUCUAUCUAUCAAAAUCCAUUUCCAUAAUAUUUGAGUUUCUUG